CAAGUAACAACCACACCCUGGGUAGAAAACACUGUUUUGCUUGUCAUAACUACAGAACGCCUUUAUGAUGGAGUGAAUGAUAUUUUCUUUGAUUAUUUCAAUAAAGGAGGGUCGGUGAUGAGUUUUGGAAGCAUGUUUGAAACCAAGUUCCUUCAAAGAGAGGAAGCUUUGCCCAGAGUUGGUUUGUCUGUCUUCAGUAUGAGUGAGAAAUGGAAAGAUGUGAAGUGCCUCCGGGGAAGAUACAAUUACAAGGAUGAUGUCAGCAUGAUGACGGAAAUGUCUGUCGAGGUGUUGGCUCGGGAAAAUCAAGAAAAGAAGCCAGUAAUGAUUGGAAUCUCUACUCAUGGGUCAACUGCAGGCAAAGCUGUUCUCUCGCAGCUGUACCUUGAAAGGGAUCCUUCCGAAGCCACCAUGGAUCCAGAUACAUUUGACCAGCUGAAGUGCGACAAUUCGGUUCGUAUUGAAAUCUUACAAUACCUUUACAAAUGGCUUGGGCUGGACUGUUCUCAGCAAGGGAUUCCGCCACUCACACCAGCUUCUCUCCUGACAAACUCUCAAACAACAAAGGACUUGUUUCUUUCAUCUUUACAGCAUCGACUAAAGGGAAGGUGCUUGACCUCGAGGUCAGUGAAUCUGGAGUUCGUCGCUACAGAUGUUCACAAUGUUACAGUGAGUGGUUCUCAUCUGCCCGUAAUAACCUCAGGAUCUCAGAAACACAAAUACUUCAACGAAGAAGUGUACUGGAAAAAUUUGAAAACAUCCUGUCUUGGCCAAAUUGUUGUUUACGCUGACAUAAUUCCCACAACAAUGGCCCUGUUUGAAGGACUGCAGUUUUGUGUCCCGGAGAGUGUUGGGGUUGUGGCUAUCGCAGGCAGACAGACCAGCGGGAAGGGCCGAGGUGGAAACGCAUGGCUGAGUCCAGAAGGUUGUGGCAUGUUUAGCCUCCACGUCCGUGUUCCAACCAAUAGUCAGUUGGGACAGAGAGUGACCUUCCUGCAACACAUCACAUCACUGUCUGUGGUCAACAGCAUCAAGUCCAUGACAGGGUACCAGAACCUUGACCUGAAACUGAAAUGGCCGAAUGACAUCUACUACAGCAAUAAGAUGAAGCUGGGGGGCGUCAUCGUCACGUCUACGAUGAUGGGAUCCACGUUUCAUGCGGUUAUUGGAUGCGGGUUUAAUGUUGCCAACAGCAACCCCACCAUCUGUAUCAACGACAUCAUACAGCAGUAUAAUAAAGUUCACGGGACUGAUUUACCGUCCUGCUCGACUGACCAGCUUAUUGCAAGGACUGUGACCCACAUUGAGAGACUCAUCACGGAGUUCCAGACUCACGGACAUCGUCAGUUCUGUGAGAAGUACUACAAGAGCUGGCUUCACACUGGGGUGCGUGUGACCGUCGAGAGUGAGGGCAAUCAGGAGGUGACCAUUAUUGGGAUGGAUAACUUUGGUUACUUGGAGGUGGAGACGGACAGUGGUGUGAGGUUCAGUGUCCAGCCCGAUGGCAACACAUUCGACAUGACUAACCUUAUCUCUAUUAAACCACGCUUAAGAUGAGUCCCAGUGAACUACCCAGGUACCUACCCAUAUUACCUGUCCCUGCCCAGGGACCCAACCCAUAUUACCCAACCCUGCCCAGGGACCCAACCCAUAUAACCCUACCCAGGUACUCCAACCCAUAUUACCAAACCCUGCCCAGGUACCCAACCCAUUUUACCCAACCCUGCCCAGGGACCUAAUGUAGUUCGGGGAGUAAUAGGGUACCCUUGUAGUUAAAGUGUUUGUUCGUGAAACCGAAGACCCAAGAUCGAUUCCCCACAUGUACAAUGUGGGUAUCCCACUUCAGGUGUCCCCUGCUGUUAUCUUGCCUUCAAUAAUUAUUGAGAUCAGCCCAAAUAGGGGAGUCGCCUUAUGCAUGGGGUAGAUGGUAUCAAACUGUUUUUUAUCUAUCUUUAAAAUGGGUGCUUCGUAUUGUUACCCCAAAAGUCUUAAUAUUUCCCCUGCUCGACUUAAUCUUUUCGGG
Messenger RNA from Haliotis rubra (blacklip abalone), 2023 nucleotides. RefSeq names its product biotin--protein ligase-like. Gene Ontology annotation, molecular function: biotin--[biotin carboxyl-carrier protein] ligase activity. Gene Ontology annotation, cellular component: cytoplasm. The record is from RefSeq and is a predicted model, not a curated record. Gene Ontology annotation, biological process: protein modification process. NCBI's taxonomy places the organism in Eukaryota, Metazoa, Mollusca, Gastropoda, Lepetellida, Haliotidae.